UCGUUCGGAGGCACUCAUUGUGGUGGCGGAGGGAUCGCGCGGAGACGACCGAGAGCGUCGUCAGUGGCGUCCAAAUGCCGCGGCCAGCGCUCGGCGGUACAUAAUGGACGGCGGAGAGCUAGUCAAAAGAAGAAUACGGGAUCCAAUUAUAUAUUCUCAUACAAUACACGUCACAAUGGAUUCAUCGUUCGUCAUAUCCUUGGCAUCGUGGAUAAUCCGUCAUUAAACUGCACACCAGCAGCCAUUCUCGAAUUCCCUUCAGAUGGUUUCACAAGAUUUCAAAGGCAACAUGGUUUUAUUCUAAUUCAUUGCGUGCUGGCGGUGUACUGCUUCCUACUGCUCGGCACUGUCUGUGAACAUUAUUUCGUGCCAGCGAUCGAGAUUAUCUGUGAACGUUUAGAUAUGGAGGCUGACAUAGCUGGUGCUACGUUUAUGGCUGCUGCCAGUUCCAGCCCAGAGUUGUUUAUUAAUUGCAUUGGAACUUUUGUCACUGAAGGAGAUUUGGGAGUCGGCGCUAUUGUUGGUUCAGCAGUAUUUAACGUCCUGGCUGUACCGGCUUGCUGUGCUUUAGUUGCGGGCAGGGUAAUAGAGUUGGAUUGGUGGUCAGUAUCCCGAGAUUGUAUGAUGUAUGCAGUAGCUGUAGUAGCACUGAUCUUAACCCUAAUAGAUGACAAAAUUUAUUGGUACGAGGCCCUACUUCUUGUACUUAUGUACACAUUUUAUAUCCUUGCUAUGGUUUACAACGGACGGAUCGGUGACUUCGCCAAAAGUAGUUGUUGUGUUAUAAAGAAGAAGAAACAAUAUACCGAAAUAACUCCUCUACUAAUUAAAGAUAAAAUGGGUUCUAUGGAAGCGUCACAUCAUAUGAAUUCGAAUGUAAAUGACGUAGAGCAGGGAAUAGUGGUUACCGCGAGACAUAAUUCAACUGAUUCUGAGUCUAGCACGAGCUCAGUAUGGUCAUGGCCUGAUGAGAAGUCAACGGGAAUGCAGAAAUUGUUCUGGAUCAUAUCAUGGCCGAUGAGUUUUAUAUUAUGGGCCACGAUACCAGACUGCAGAAAGCGUCCCCAUCUUUAUCCCCUCACUUUCGUUAUGUGUAUCACGUGGAUUGGAGGUGUAUCUUACUUAGUCGCUUGGAUCAUCACUAUUGUAGGUGACACACUCAAUAUACCCGACAGUAUCACAGGAUUGACAAUUUUAGCAGCUGGGACAAGUCUACCUGAAGCCGUAUCCAGCGUACUUGUGACAAAUCAAGGUCACGGAACAAUGGGUAUUAGUAAUUCAAUAGGAUCUAAUACAUUUGACAUUCUGCUGUGCUUAGGCCUACCGUGGCUUAUCAAAUCCUUAUUCUAUCCCUCAUAUCCUGAUAAUCACUGGGUAAAUAUCAACUCAAGCGGCUUAUCAUAUAGCGCUGUUUCACUUCUUUCAACGUUAAUCGCACUUUAUGGAUCUCUCGCUCUAAAUAAGUUUCAGCUGGAUUGGAAAGUUGGUGUUUCAUGCGCAUUAGUCUACGUUGGUUUUCUGGUGAUGGCCUCACUCAUCGAACUUAAUGUGCUAUUUGUCGUCAAUUUACCAAUAUGUCCACAUAUUUAAAUAUGAAAUUUAACAUAUACAUAAUCGUCGCAGAAAUAUUUUUAACGCUAUUAUAAAAUUUUUAUAUGAUAAAUCUUUUCUUGCAAUUUUAGCACUUGCCGCAAAAAAAUAUUUAACUGUAAGCGGCCAUCUUCCUUACUAGUGGUCGUCCAGUGGCCGAAAUUCGACCAUAAUUAAUUUAAAUUAUGAGUUUGAAUAUUAUUAACGUUCUUUUCUAAAAGACUAUACUU
Messenger RNA from Melitaea cinxia (Glanville fritillary), 1820 nucleotides. Its product is annotated as sodium/potassium/calcium exchanger 3-like. Gene Ontology annotation, biological process: intracellular calcium ion homeostasis; calcium ion transmembrane transport. Gene Ontology annotation, molecular function: calcium channel activity; calcium, potassium:sodium antiporter activity. The record is from RefSeq and is a predicted model, not a curated record. Lineage: Eukaryota; Metazoa; Arthropoda; Insecta; Lepidoptera; Nymphalidae. Gene Ontology annotation, cellular component: membrane.